AGCUUCUUGGUUUUUCCAAACAGCGGGAAGCUAACUUAACUCUGGUUUUGAUCGGUUGGGAGAGGUUUCUCAGAGAUCUAUUUUCCAUUUCACAUGGCGAGCUGUACAUCUGAUCUACUCGGCCAAGUCCAUCCGGCGCACGCUUUUGACUUCGAGGCUUUGUUUCGCUAUUCCUGCGCCAACGUCGAUGGCUUCCCUGUCUCUUCCUCUAUCUUCACAAUCUCGCAGUUCGGGCACGGUCAGUCGAAUCCUACAUUUCUCAUGGAAGUCGGUGAGGGAGGUUCCCUGAAGCGAUAUGUGGUGAGAAAGAAGCCGCCGGGGAAGUUGUUGCAAUCUGCUCAUGCCGUGGAGAGAGAAUUUCAGGUUCUUCGGGCAUUAGGUCUUCAUACGCAGGUUCCAGUUCCUAAGGUUUUCUGCUUGUGUACUGAUACAAGUGUGAUUGGUACUGCAUUUUACAUCAUGGAAUACUUGGAAGGACGCAUAUUCUUAGAUCCCAAGCUACCGGGUAUAACGCCUAACAGGAGGGCUGCUAUAUAUCGGGCAAUUGCCAAAGCUUUAGCUGCUUUGCAUUCUGCUGAUGUGGAUUCCAUCGGUCUAGAAAAGUAUGGGCAUCGUGACAGCUACUGCAAGCGACAGAUAGAGAGGUGGGCCAAACAAUAUAUUGCUUCAACUGGUGAGGGUAAGCCUGUGGGAAAUCCCAAGAUGUUUGAGCUGAUUGACUGGUUGCGGCAACAUAUUCCUCUUGAAGAUUCUAGGGCAGUAACAACAGGCCUAGUUCAUGGAGACUUUCGCAUUGACAAUCUUGUAUUUCAUCCCAUUGAGGAUCGAGUGGUUGGUGUUCUUGACUGGGAGUUGUCUACGCUUGGAAAUCAAAUGUGUGAUGUUGCAAACAUCUGCUUGCCUUACAUUAAGGAUCUCAGACCUGAUAGACUGGAUGAAGGUUUUGAAGUUACUGGCAUUCCAGAAGGGAUUCCUUCACAGUCAGAAUAUCUGGCAGAAUACUGCUCUGCUGCUGGAAAACCAUGGCCUGGCACUGCAUGGAAGUUCUAUAUUGCCUUUAACAUGUUCCGUGGGGCAUCAAUCUUAGCAGGAGUAUACAGUAGAUGGAUUAUGGGUAAUGCUUCCGGAGGUGAGCGGGCCAAACAUACAGGCAGAGUAGCUAAUUCUCUCAUAGACUCUGCAUGGGUGGUUAUUGAACAAAAGUCUUUGCUUCCUGAGCAUCCUCCAUCUGGUCCAAAGGCACAGGAUUGGGGAGAGACUGAAGAUCAAAGCCUUUCAAACAGCAGAGGAAAAUUUGUUCCUAGAAAAAAGGUCCUUGAACUUAGAAGCAGAUUGAUUAAGUUUAUGGAAGAUCACAUAUACCCUAUGGAAAAUGAAUUCAGCAAACUUGCUAAUUCUACCCUACGUUGGACAGUACACCCAGAAGAGGAGAAAUUAAAGGAGCUAGCAAAGAAAGAAGGCUUGUGGAACUUAUGGGUACCUGCAGAUAGCGCUGCUAGGGCAAGAAAUCUAAUUUCUGAUGGGAGAAUUCUCUCUGAUGAUGCAUCCAAUCUAUUGGGUGCAGGCCUCUCAAACCUUGAAUAUGGGUACCUUUGUGAGAUCAUGGGUCGUUCUGUUUGGGCUCCACAGGUGUUCAAUUGUGGAGCUCCUGACACUGGAAAUAUGGAGGUAUUAUUGCGCUACGGAAAUAAAGAACAGCUCCAUGAGUGGCUUAUUCCCUUACUUGAGGGCAAGAUCCGGUCGGGAUUUUCAAUGACAGAACCGCAAGUUGCAUCCUCUGAUGCCACCAAUAUUGAAUGCUCUAUUAGAAGACAGGGGGAUUCAUAUAUUAUUAAUGGGAAGAAGUGGUGGACAAGUGGAGCCAUGGAUCCUAGGUGCAAACUUCUUAUAGUCAUGGGAAAAACAGACUUCACUGGCCCUAUACAUAAGCAGCAAUCUAUGAUCUUAGUGGAUAUUCAAACUCCAGGUAUACACAUAAAGAGACCACUGACAGUAUUUGGCUUUGAUGAUGCACCUCAUGGCCAUGCAGAAAUAUCAUUUGAGAAUGUACGUGUGCCAGCGACAAAUAUUCUGCUAGGAGAAGGGCGUGGAUUUGAGAUAGCCCAGGGUAGACUGGGCCCGGGAAGGUUGCACCACUGUAUGAGACUGAUUGGUGCCGCUGAGCGUGGCAUGCAGUUGAUGGUUCAAAGAGCUCUCAAAAGAAGAGUUUUUGGAAAACUGAUUGCUGAGCAAGGCUCAUUCCUUUCAGAUGUUGCCAAGUGUCGUGUAGAACUGGAGCAAACCAGAUUGUUGGUUCUUGAGGCGGCAGACCAGCUUGAUCGGCUUGGAAACAAGAAGGCCCGUGGAACCAUCGCCAUGGCUAAGGUAGCAGCUCCAAACAUGGCACUGAAGGUGCUUGACAUGGCGAUGCAAGUGCAUGGCGCAGCAGGCGUAUCAUCUGACACAGUUUUGGCACAUCUCUGGGCGACAGCAAGAACAUUGCGUAUUGCAGAUGGCCCAGACGAAGUCCACUUGGGCACCAUAGCCAAGUUAGAACUACAGAGAGCUAAGCUUUGAAUGUCUGGGUCACUUCACAUUCCAAUACUCUUCUAACGGGAAAUAAAGAGUGGUGAAGAUGAUUGUAGUGAUAUGGAAUGAGAAAUGGCACCAUGAUUAAUUAAUCACUGUGACAGCAGAAUAAGUGCCAAACAGUUAUUUUUCCAGGCUUAGCGGCUAUUAUGUUUGAAAAGCAUAAAAUAAAUUAAGUGAAAUAGCAAUAACAUAGUGACUAAAGAUAGAUUCAGAAUAUCA
Messenger RNA from Vitis riparia (riverbank grape), 2790 nucleotides. Its product is annotated as probable acyl-CoA dehydrogenase IBR3. Lineage: Eukaryota; Viridiplantae; Streptophyta; Magnoliopsida; Vitales; Vitaceae. The record is from RefSeq and is a predicted model, not a curated record. The transcript has 17 exons. Gene Ontology annotation, molecular function: flavin adenine dinucleotide binding; oxidoreductase activity, acting on the CH-CH group of donors. The coding region runs from base 94 to 2556 and encodes 820 amino acids.